Hypanus sabinus (Atlantic stingray) is the source of this 4913-nucleotide messenger RNA. RefSeq names its product actin binding LIM protein family, member 2 (gene ablim2). Bases 329 to 2119 code for a protein of 596 amino acids. Gene Ontology annotation, biological process: cytoskeleton organization; lamellipodium assembly. Gene Ontology annotation, cellular component: actin cytoskeleton. The transcript has 20 exons. Gene Ontology annotation, molecular function: actin filament binding. The record is from RefSeq and is a predicted model, not a curated record. Lineage: Eukaryota; Metazoa; Chordata; Chondrichthyes; Myliobatiformes; Dasyatidae.
GGGCGGGGCGGGGGCGCGCCAAGCUCGCGCUGCGGCGCUGGCUGCGGCUCCCGCUCGAGCGCACGGCACCGAUCGGGAGGAGAGUGCGAGGACCAGAGCCGCAUUACCGCCCGCCCAGCUGUUGCUGCACACCAUCACUCCGGAAAAAUACUGCUCUAUCCUUAAUCCAGAGUGGUUUAACCAGCACGUUUAGUUAGAACCAGCCUCUGAGCACCUUGUUUCGAUAAGGGCGCUAGCUGUUUUGCGCAUUGGGUGACAACAGGUUGAUUUGUGUGCAACAAGCCUGUCUGGUGGUUAUUUAGUGGGAAUAUCAGAAUAUCAAAUCAAAAUGAGCACCAGCGUGUCACAGCACAUGGCUAUGCAUAGCCCGCUAGGAAGGCCAUCUGGUGUUGGGGUCCUGUGUCAUAAAUGCGGAAAAUCCUGCAAAGGAGAAGCUCUGCGAGUGCAAGACCAGUUCUUUCACAUCAAUUGUUUUACCUGCAAAGAGUGUGGAUGUGAUUUGGCUGAGAGUGGAUUUUUUGUAAAGCAAGGAGAAUACAUCUGCACUUCUGACUAUCAAAGAUUGUAUGGAACCCGGUGCUUCAGCUGUAGUGAAUUUAUAGAGGGUGAGGUGGUUUCUGCGCUGGGAAAAACCUAUCAUCCAAAAUGUUUUGUCUGCGCUGUUUGCAGGCAGCCCUUUCCUCCUGGAGACCGGGUCACUUUCAAUGGAAAGGAAUGCAUUUGUCAAAAAUGUUCUCAGUCUCCGAAUGCCAAUCUUAAACAUGCGUCAGCUCAAUCUCCUAUAAACUGUGAAGGCUGUGGUGUGGAAAUUAAAAAUGGACAAUCCUUGGUAGCUCUAGAUAAGCAGUGGCAUCUAGGCUGCUUUAGGUGUCACACUUGUGGGAAAGCCUUAUCUGCUGAGUAUAUCUGCAAAGAUGGGAAUCCUUACUGUGAGGCUGAUUAUCAUACCCAAUUUGGAAUCAAAUGUGAACGCUGUACAAAAUUUAUUACUGGCAGUGUAUUGGAGGCAGGAGACAAACAUUAUCAUCCAGACUGUGCACGAUGUGCCAGGUGCGAGGAGAUGUUUGCAGAAGGGGAAGAAAUGUAUCUGCAAGGUACUUUAAUUUGGCAUCCAGUCUGUAAACAAGCUGCUAGGGCAGAAGAGAAGCAAAAAGUUACUCGUGCAUCUUCUGAGAGCAUCACAUCUGUACCAGCCUCAAGUACUUCAGGAUCCCCAAGCCGUGUAAUAUAUGCCAAGCUGGAUGAUGAAGUUCUUGACUACAAGGAUUUGGCAGCUCUUCCCAAAGUUAAGGCCAUUUACAAUAUUGAUCGACCUGACAUGAUCUCCUACGCACCAUAUAUCAAUUACUCUGCUAUUGACAGGCAUAGAAUGGGGGAGCCUCCUCGACUACUCUAUCCAGCACAAGCUGAGGAUGAACAGGAAGGACCUAGACAGCGCAGAGCCUCCAGUCCUGGAUCCUUUGGGUCUCUUGGCUAUGGGCGUUAUACACCAACAUUGUCUCGCUCACCACAACAUUUCCACAGACCAGAAACCGAUGGGAAAGCAGACAACAUCUACAGAAAGCCCCCUGUCUACAGACAACAUGUGGGUGACUGGCAAAGCAGAGGAUUUUGGAGUGAAGAUAGUGAUGGAGAAGGAGGACAACUGUACUGGGAUAAAGAUGGCAAGAAAAUGAAGAUGGGAUCAUUAAAGCGACAGGUGGAGGCUACAGUUGACUCUCGUGAUUUAGACCCUAAAUCAUCGUCUCGAAGUCCUGCUGCUGAUAGAGAGCUGCUGCAAAGAUCAAACAGUGAAUCACUCUUUCAAACCAGAAUUCCUCACUCCAAAUCAGCUUCUCUUCCUGGUUAUGGGAAAAAUAAAUCACACAAGACUUCAGACUUUGAAUCAACUCAUGAUACCAGCUGGGGAAUGAGAGAAUACAAGAUUUACCCUUAUGAAACAUUAGCUGUUACAAUGAAAGCUCGUGUCAAAUUACCAAAGGAUGUCGACAGAACCAGGCUAGAGCGCCAUUUGUCUCCAGAAGAAUUCUAUCGGGUAUUUGGAUUAACAAUAGAAGAAUUUAAUCGGCUUGCAUUAUGGAAAAGAAAUGAUAUGAAGAAAAAAGCACGGCUGUUUUAACUAGAAUUAUAUAAAUUUCAAGAAGAAGAUUCCUCCUUCAAUAUCCUGCUAUGGAUAUAUAAAUGUCUCUGCUUAUUAUUUCAUCAGCAGAUGGAUUUUGAGAACAAUUUUCUGAAUAUGUGCAGGCAUAGAAGUUGUGUUUCUGCUAAUCUUGCAUGAGAAGCUGAGUACGGUAGCUAUUAAGCGCUAUGCUUAGACUGUUGUUUGCUACACACCUGUAAAGCAAAAAUUGGCAUCUGAUUAAACUAAGGUGUAAUAGAGCUAUUUGAAAAAGGGGGAAAGAAGAUGGGAAGUUCAGGAUUUAAAAUACAAAGUGCAUUUAUCCUGGACAAAAAAAAAUUUAAACUUCCACCUGGCGAUAAUUUAUUAACAUCUCAUUAACUGCAAAUUGCUCUACUUUCUUAAGAAACGACCCUGAUUCAAUGGUAUUUUAUUAUAAUAUACUAGUUGGAAGGGAGGCUGCUUGAGGUCAGUUAUAGAAAUUAAUAUAGGUAUAAUUACUGCUUCUUGCUUGGAAAAAAUUGUUUGAUGGGAAGCAGAAGGAAAAGCAAUGCUAAUACUGCACUUUAUUCACAUAUAGAAGUAUAUACUGAAGAGUCUAACACCAUGUGCAAUUAUCUACAUUAGUGUCUACAAGUAUAUCACUAACAUUUUUGCAUCUAUAAUAUAUAUAAUAAUCACAAUGAUAAAUCUGCUGCAGUGAAGUGGAACAACACCUUAUGUCAAUGGUAGUUACAUGUCAGCCAGUCAUUGGUUAAAGGGCCCUUAAUAAUCAGCCCAAUCUUGAGCCCAGAUGCUAUUCAUGUCAAUUAUAGUUCGCAUUAGUACGGUUUGAUCUAUUUUUAUGCAACAUCCGUGGAACAUCCUGGUUUUAAAAUUUGAAGUCAUCAUUAAAUGAACAUUGGUUUGGAGAAAUAUUGAGAAGAAAUAAUAAUCAGUUUAGAUAGCCUGAUUAUUCUUUAUCCUGCAUUAGCAUAUUUGCCUUCACUCUCUAUUAAACUCCAUCACCCUCAUGACAUCUUCUAUUGAAAUAUUAUACAUCGCUUGUUCUGUUAUUUUAUGUAGUUGCUGAUGUUUCAUUUAAUAACUCUUCUGCAAAGUCCAUAAGACUCUUUGCUAUGUUGAUGUUGUGCCAUAAAUACCAGAGCUGUAUCUGCUUUCUGCAUUUUAAGUAGAACUUAUCAAUGCACAUAGCCUCCCAUUGCAAAACAAGGAUUAAUUACCAAGCUAACAGAAAGUAGUUUUUAGACAACUGCUGUUCGGAUCAGUCCAAAUGUUGUCAUAUUGGGUUAAAGUUGAUCUAAUAGUGUAACAUACACAAAAUGCUCAAUGAACAGCAAGUCAAGCAGCAUCUAUGGAGGGAAAUAAGCCAUCAAUAUAUUGGGCCAAGACUCUGAAAAGGAAAGGGCAGAAGCCAAAGUAAAAAGAUAGAAGCAGGAGGAGAAGUGCAAGAGGGGUCAGCCAAUCUGUGUCAGGUCUCACCAAUGCAGAGGAUGUACCGGGAAGACCAUAUACAAUUAAUAAGCCUGAUAGACUUACAAUUAAAGCAAUGCCUCACCUGGAAGGAAUUUUUGGAGCCCUGAAUGGUGGUGAGGGAGAAGAUGUAGGGUUACCUGUAGUACCUGUGGAGAAACCCAAUGCAGAUUGGAGGACUGCUUCAUCAAGCACCUUUGCUCUGUCCAUCUCAAUUCCACUCCCCAUACUGCCACGAAAAGGACAAACAAGGGUGGAUCAGCAAAACCCCAUAUUCUGUCUUUGAAGUCUCCAACGUGAUGGCAUGAACAACAAUUUCUUUAACUUCCAUUAAUCACUCCCUCUGGUCCCCCCAUUUUGUUACCACUUAUUCUGGUUUUCCUCUCACCUUUCUCCACUGCCCUGUCUUCGUGACCUCCCUCCGGCUCCCCAUCUCCUUCUUCUUAGUACGAUAAAUUAGGAAGGGUACAGAUAGGGUAAACACAAGCAAUCUUUUUCCCCUGAGGUUGGGUGAGAAUAGAACUAGAGGUCAUGAGUUGAGGGUGAAAGGUGAAAUAUUUAAGGGGAACAUGAGCGUGAAAUGAGCUACCAGCGGAAGUACUGAAUUUAGUUUCAAUUUCAACAAUUAAAAGAAAUUUGGGUAGGUACAUGGAUGGGAGGGUUUGGAGGGCUAUGGUCCAGAUGUGAGUUAAUAGGACUAGGCAGAUUAAUAGUUCAGCACAUACUACAUCAGCCAAAAUGCCUGUUUCUGUGCUGUACAGUUCUGUAACUCUGUGACAUUGCUGUGCUCUGCUGUCAGUUUCCUUCUUCUCCAGCCCUUUAUCUCUUCCACCUAUCACCUGCUAGCUUCUCACAUCACCCCCUUGGGUCUCCACCACCCAUGUAUCUUCUACCUCACCUGGACUCACCUAACCCUCCCCCACCCCCACCCCUUUUAUUCUGGCUUUUGCGCUCUUCCUAUCCAGCCCUAAUGAAGGGUCUUGACCCCAAACUGUUUAUUUCUCUCCAUAGAUGCCACCAGAUGUUUUGAAUUCCUCCAGCAUUUUAUGCGUGCUGUGCUCAAGAUUUCCAGCACCUGCAGGAUCUCUUGUGUCUCUAUCGAAUUGUGUAAUGUUGUAUCCAUGUUUUGUAUGGUCUAGAUGGGCUUGAUCUUGGCAAUGUCUGCUUGAAAUAGGAAAUAACUACAUGUACCAGUUCCAAUACCCUUAUGAAAACAUUUUUUUUAAUCAGUGAUGGGAAAUGAGUGGCUCCACACUAUACAGAUUGCGGUGAAAUGCUCAAAUACAUUAUCCUAACUGCAAUAAAGUUUAGUCCAAAUAUU